CCAAAAUACAGCAGGAAGAUGUCAGUUGGAGCUCAGCUGUAGUUUUUUUUGUUAUAUAUAUAGCCGUUAAGAAACAGAAUCGGGCUUUUUUGGCAUAGUUUCUAUCGAGGUGUAACAGUAAACAUAGCAGUCUACCAUGGAGUCACCUCUCCUGCCUCCACACGUCUCUCCCGGUGCCUCAAGGAGCACCUGUCGUCCCGACAUCCUUUGCGUGUCCAAUAUGGAAGAAUUGGUGGUGGAGGUCCGUGGCUCCAACGGGGCUUAUUACAAGGGCGUUGUCAAAGAUAUCCACGAUGACUCUCUCACCAUUGCCUUUGAGAACAAUUGGCAGCCAGAGCGCCAGGUUCCCUUCCAUGAUGUCAGGAUGCCACCGCACGCUGACUGCAAGAACGAGAUUGGAGAGGGCGAGGAGGUGGAGAUCCUCUCCAGAGCCAAUGAUCAAGAGCCUUGUGGUUGGUGGCUGGCUAAAGUCUGCAUGAUGAAGGGAGAUUUUUACGUGAUAGAGUAUGCAGCCUGCGACGCCACCUACAAUGAGAUCGUGACCUUUGAGCGUCUGCGUCCGAUCAACGCUAACAAGGCCAUCACCAAGAACUCCUUUACCAAGUGCACUGUCCCUGUUCCUCAGGAUCUACAAGAAGCGUGCCAGAAUGAUGGCGCCCAUAAGGAGUUUAAGAAAGCCGUGGGAGCCUGUCGCAUCACAUACUGCCCUGAGACCAGCGAACUAGUGAUUGUGUCUACCAAUGAGGCGACAGUGAAGCGUGUGUCCUUGCUGAGCGACAUGCACCUGCGCAGCAUCAGGACCAAGCUGCUGCUGAUGUCACGCAACCACGAGGCCACAAAACACCUGGAGACCUCCAGGCAGCUGGUGUCGUCCUUCCAGGAGGAGUUCAUGGUCAGAACGGAUCUGAUGGGCCUGGCCAUCGGCAGCCACGGCAGCAACAUCCAGCAGGCGCGCAAAGUUCCAGGAGUCUCUGCCAUCGACCUGGAUGAGGAGACUGGAACUUUCAGGAUUUAUGGAGAGACAGCGGAGGCUGUGAAGAAAGCCAGGAACUACCUGGAGUUUCUGGAGGACUUUGUCGAGGUGCCCAGGGCCCUUGUUGGCAAAGUGAUCGGUAAGAACGGGAAGGUCAUCCAGGAGAUUGUGGACAAGUCGGGUGUGGUGAGGGUUAGGAUAGAAGGAGACAAGGACAACAAGCAGCCCCGACCGGAAACGACACAGGGAAUGGUCCCAUUCACAUUUGUCGGAACUAAGGAGAGUAUCGGCAACGUUCAGGUCUUGCUGGAGUACCACAUCUCUUAUCUCAAUGACAUGGCGGAGCUUCUUGCAGAGAGACAGCAGCUAGGGGAAGAGCUGAGGAGGCAGUUUGUGGAUAAUACACAGGGAAGCAGCCUAGUGAGACUCAGAAUAAACAGCACGAGGCCCACUGGAUGUGAUGUGGAUGAGGUGGAAGAGCUCCGUCUGGAGAGGAUGCAGAUUGAUGAACAGUUGCGUCAGGUCACCCAGGGUCACCGCCCAGGUGACAGAGAGAGGGGAGAGAGGGGGGAAAGAGGAGGAGGAGGGUACAAUACAGAUGGCAGUGCCAACGCCUCCUCUUCCUCUUUACAUGGCAGUCGCUCUUACAACGGUCAAGGGCGCGGGCGCAGAGGCCACGGCUACAGCACCGGAUAUGGCACCAACUCUGAGCAGUCCAACGCCUCUGAGACAGACUCAGAGCGCAGGGAUGAGCUCAGCGACUGGUCCCUGGCUGCAGACGAUCAGGACAGGGAGAGGGAGAGAGGCUCCCGGCCACAGAGAGACAGCCGCAGGAGGCCCGGACCCGGCAGAGGCAGAGGAGGGCCUGGAGGUCGGGGGAGAGGAGGAAGAGGAGGAUACAGCAACAGCUCUGCCGGGCCUCGCGACCAUGACGAUAACAGUGCCUACAGAGUUGCGGAGGCAAACACUGAGACAGACCAGACUGCUGAUACGGAUGCAAGCGAGUCCAACUUGCCUGCAAACCGACGCAGGAGAUCCCGAAGGCGCAGAACAGACGAGGAAACCACUCUGAUGGACGGCAUGAGCGAGUCGGACAACACCUCAAUGAGCGAAAAUGGAAUAGAUGACUCAGAAGCUAAACCUCAGCGUCGUAACCGUAGUCGACGUCGCCGCGCCCGCCUGCCUGAGGAGAGGCAGCCAGUGUCAGUGGCUGACUACAUAUCCCGGGCUGAUUCUCAGAGCAGAGAGAUGACAACCACCAAGGACACCAAUAAAAACAAAGAUGUGGGUCAGGUGGAUGCCAUUGCUGAGGACAGCCCGCCGUCGGCCCCGGCAACUACCAACGGCUCUAACAACAAUGCUGGAGACGGUGAGCGCAACAAGUCUCCCGCCAAAGUCUCCUACCAAGGGGACUGCAACCCACAACCUGUCGCUAACGGGCUCUCCUAGUCAGACCUGGGCGAAGGAAAUGGUUUCAAAUAUUUGAAAUUCUUUGGCUGCACUCAAUUGAAUCUCCCUGUCUCUGGAGCAGCUUUGUAAGGAAAGCAUUUAAAGCACUGUUCUCUUUUUUACAAGUAUUUGAAACCUGUUCUGCAGUUUAAGAGGUCUGAACUCCCCUUUACACAUGUUCUGUCCAACUAUUCAUUUGAAUCGGUUUUUUAUUAUUACGAUAGUUCUUCCUGUAUAAGCUUGCCAAAGAUAGUCAAACACACACGGACAUCUACUUAACUGUAAUUCUCAGUCCACUCUUCACUGAAUGCAGUAUUUAUAAAAUGCAGACAGGGAUUAUUGGUAAAAAAACAAUAUCAUAGCAGGAUUUUAGAAUGUGUCUGCCUUUUACCAGGUGGACUCACAACCUUUUUUCAGGAUGUUUUGUGCAUCUGAAGUAGUACAUAAAAUAUUCUGCAUGAGCAGCACCACCACCGUACAGAUAGGUUUGUUCGGAAACCCAAGUAUGUCUGACAUACAUGUGAUCAUCUGUUGUGCCUUGAGAGUAGAUUCAACAUGUUGUUGCCUGGCUCUGCACAACAUCUGAAAUCUUUUCACUUAUUUCCGUGUUACUCCAUCAGCCCCGCCUCCUUGUACUGCAUGGGUCCUUCUAGCACUGUAGGCAGGUGGAGGCCAACACUGAAAGAGUGUGAAAGGAUUUCGGAGGCAUAUCUCUAUAAAAUCAGGUGUGUCUAUUCUUAAUGUUUGUGGAGAAAAUGAGUCCAGUUAUCCUUUAUAUAUAUAUAUAUAUAUAAAUAUAUCUGUUGAGGAGUUUGACAUUAGCUGCUUUCUGUUUUUCAAUAUGCAACCACUUUGGUCAUAUAAGAAUUGUUAUAACUGCGUGUCUGGAAAAGAAACAAACAAUUGAGGAGUUGUUUUCUUCGCACUGAAACAUAACCUUUUUUUCUCUUUAAAAAAUUGAUUGUAGUUGAGUCUGGAAACUGUCCUGUUAAGUGCUGGACAGAAAUGUAGCCAUCAGUGAAACAUCGAAUUAACAUCAGGCACUUCGAAUUUAGAGCAAGAGGGUUGACGAGUGCUGUUUUCUGCCAUAACUCCAGCUAAAUGAAGAGAAUCAAAGCUCAUUUAGAGCGUCUUAGGGGCUAUAUACCCUUUGUGUGCCCCUUAUUGCAAAAGUCCUGUGUUGACAACCCUGGUGUGAUGUUGCUAGAAAACAAAGCCCAGGUGACGAUGAUGUCAUUUUCAUGGUUCUUCCACAGACUGGCUAGCUGGAAACUGGUCACGACUGUUCCACUAAGAAAGGAGAUUUAUUUGGUUUAUUUAUUUUAAAAUGUACAGUAUUUAAAAAAAAAAAGCAAAAAAAAGAGAAGCUCUCCUUUUUCUUGACACUAAAAUAUGCGUUACCUAGGUUUUUUUGAGACAAAUGACAAUUUGGACUACUGAGAGUUGUGACAUCCCAAGUGUUUUUGUUGGGUCACCUACAGUAUGUUUUGUUUUUUUAAAGGAUCAUUCUGGUUGGUUGAUGUGCAAUAUGUUUUGUAUGCAGGUAGUUCUUAAAUAAACUCGAUCUUCCAUGUAGAUCUAAAACUCAA
Molecule: messenger RNA, 4011 nt
Organism: Gymnodraco acuticeps
Lineage: Eukaryota; Metazoa; Chordata; Actinopteri; Perciformes; Bathydraconidae
Gene: fxr1
Product: fragile X mental retardation, autosomal homolog 1
Exons: 19
Coding region: 137-2422 (761 amino acids)
Biological process (GO): regulation of filopodium assembly; regulation of dendrite morphogenesis; anterograde axonal transport
Cellular component (GO): dendritic filopodium; dendritic spine; neuronal ribonucleoprotein granule
Molecular function (GO): translation regulator activity; mRNA 3'-UTR binding; protein homodimerization activity
Source: RefSeq, a predicted model, not a curated record